Messenger RNA from Echinops telfairi (small Madagascar hedgehog), 8184 nucleotides. RefSeq names its product tet methylcytosine dioxygenase 3 (gene TET3). The record is from RefSeq and is a predicted model, not a curated record. Gene Ontology annotation, molecular function: DNA 5-methylcytosine dioxygenase activity. Lineage: Eukaryota; Metazoa; Chordata; Mammalia; Afrosoricida; Tenrecidae. Gene Ontology annotation, biological process: oxidative demethylation; positive regulation of transcription by RNA polymerase II. Bases 40 to 5007 code for a protein of 1655 amino acids. The transcript has 9 exons. Gene Ontology annotation, cellular component: nucleus.
UCGGAGCUCAGCCCAGUUGAUGGACCCAUCGCAGGUCAGAUGGACUCUGGGCCAGUGUACCAUGGGAACUUACGGCAGCUAAGCAGCUCAGGGGCGCCGGUCAAUGGUGCUAGAGAGCCCGCAGGGCCCAGUCUGCUGGGGACUGGGGGGCCCUGGCGGGUAGACCAGAAGUCUGACUGGGACACCGCCCACACUGCUCGCCUGGAAGAUGCUCACGAUCUGGUGGCCUUCUCGGCUGUGGCCGAAGCUGUGUCCUCCUAUGGGGCCCUCAGCACCCGGCUCUAUGAAACGUUCAACCGGGAGAUGAGUCGGGAGGCCGGCAACCACAGCAGGGGACCCCGGCCGGCAUCUGAGGCCUGCUCUGCCGGCGGGGAGGACCUCGACACACUGCAGACGGCCCUGGCCCUGGCACGGCAUGGCAUGAAGCCGCCCAACUGCAACUGCGAUGGCCCGGCGUGCCCUGACUACCUCGAGUGGUUGGAGGGGAAGAUCAAGUCCGUGGUCGUGGAGGGCAGGGAGGAGCGUCCCAGGCUCCUGGGGACUCUGCCUCCUGGUGAGGCUGGCCUUCCAGCAACCAGCAGCCGGCCACUCCUCAGCGCCGAGGCCCCCCACAUGCCUCCCCCGGAGAGCCUGCCCUUGUCCCAGAGUGCCCUGAGCAUCGCCAAGGAGAAGAACAUCAGCCUGCAGACCGCCAUUGCCAUCGAGGCCCUCACACAGCUCUCUUCCGCCCUCCCCCAGUCUCCCCACUCCACGUCCCAGGCUUCGUGCCCGCUGCCAGAGGCCUUGUCCCCUCCGACCCCUUUCAGAUCGGCCCAGUCCUACCUCCGGACCCCCUCCUGGCCUGUGAUCCCCCCCGAAGAGCAUCCUUCCUUUCCCCCCGAGAGUCCUGCCUUCCCUCCAGCAGCCCCCAGGACCGAUUUUCCUGAAGCCUGGGGCACGGACACCCCACCAGCAACCCCCCGGAGCUCCUGGCCCGCGCCUCGCCCAAGCCCCGACCCCAUGGCCGAGCUGGAGCACUUGUUGGGCGCCAGCGAUUACAUCCAAUCCGUGUUCAAGCGGCCCGAAGCCCUCCCAACAAAGCCCAAGAUCAAAACGGAGCCCCCAGCUUCCUCCCCAGCCCCGCCCGUGUCCCCCGUCAUCCAGCGGGAGGCGCCCCCACCAUCCUCGGAGCCCGACACCCACCAGAAGGCCCAGGCCGCCCUGCAGCAGCACCUGCACCAUAAGCGCACCCUCUUUCUGGAGCAGGCCCCCGACGCCGCCUUCCCUGCCCCCACGGAGCCGCCUGCUCCCGGCUGGUGGCCCCCCUCCAGCUCUCCAGCCCCACGACCUCCAGACAAGCCACCCAAAGAGAAGAAGAAGAAGCUCCUGACACCCUCUGGAGGCCCCGUGGGGACAGAGAAGGCCACCCCAGGGGUCAAGCCUGCUGUCCGCAAGCCCGUGCAGAUCAAAAAGUCCAAGCUUCGGGACACACAGCCCCUCUUCCUGCCCCUCCGGCAGAUCGUCCUGGAAGGGCGGAGGCCCACAGCCCCGGAGGAAGUGCAGGCACAACCCCCUGCCGCCCUCCCCUCUUCACAGGGCUCUGCUGCCCCCCUGCCCCCUGAACCUUCUCUUGCGCUAUUUGCACCAAGUCCCUCUGGGGACAGCCUGCUGCCCCCUACUCAGGAAACGAGGUCCCCCAGCCCUAUGGCCACCCUGCAGGCGGGCUCCACUGGCCCUCUUCCCCCUGCAGAUGACAAGCUGGAAGAGCUCAUCCGGCAGUUUGAGGCUGAAUUUGGGGAUAGCUUCGGGCUUCCCGGUCCCCCAUCUCUGCCCAUCCAGGACGCCGAGAAUCAGCCGACGUGUCUCCCGGCCCCCGGGAGCCCCUUUUCUUCCCGUUCCCCCAAGCAAAUCAAGAUCGAAUCCUCGGGGGCUGUGACUGUGCUCACCACCACCUGCUUCCCUCCCGAGGAGGGCGGCCAGGAGGCCACCCCCACCAAGGCCGAGAACCCGCUCACACCCACCCUCAGCGGCUUCCUGGAGUCGCCUCUGAAGUACCUGGACACACCCACCAAGAGUCUUUUGGACACGCCCGCCAAGAGAGCCCAGGCCGAGUUCCCUACCUGCGACUGUGUAGAACAAAUCGUGGAGAAAGACGAAGGCCCGUAUUACACUCACCUGGGAUCUGGCCCUACAGUGGCCUCCAUCCGGGAACUCAUGGAGGAGCGGUAUGGAGAGAAGGGAAAAGCCAUCCGGAUUGAGAAGGUCAUCUACACCGGGAAAGAGGGCAAGAGCUCACGGGGCUGCCCCAUUGCAAAGUGGGUGAUCCGCAGACACACGCUGGAGGAGAAGCUGCUGUGCUUGGUGCGGCACCGGGCGGGCCACCACUGCCAGAAUGCCGUCAUCGUCAUCCUCAUCCUGGCCUGGGAGGGCAUACCCCGCAGCCUCGGGGACACCCUCUACCAGGAGCUCACCGACACCCUCCGGAAGUACGGGAACCCCACCAGCAGGAGAUGCGGCCUCAAUGACGACCGGACCUGCGCUUGCCAAGGCAAAGACCCCAACACCUGCGGUGCCUCCUUCUCCUUUGGCUGCUCCUGGAGCAUGUACUUCAACGGCUGCAAGUACGCCCGGAGCAAGAUGCCCCGAAAGUUCCGCCUCACGGGGGACAAUCCCAAAGAGGAAGAAGUGCUCCGGAAGAGUUUCCAGGACCUGGCCACUGAAGUCGCUCCCCUGUACAAGCGGCUGGCCCCCCAGGCCUAUCAGAACCAGGUGACCAACGAGGAAGUAGCAAUCGACUGCCGCCUGGGUCUAAAGGAAGGGCGGCCCUUCGCGGGGGUCACGGCCUGCAUGGACUUCUGUGCCCACGCCCACAAGGACCAGCAUAACCUCUACAAUGGGUGCACCGUGGUCUGCACUCUGACCAAGGAAGACAAUCGCUGCGUGGGCAAGGUCCCCGAGGACGAGCAGCUGCACGUGCUACCCCUGUACAAGAUGGCCAGCACGGACGAGUUCGGCAGCGAGGAGAACCAGAACGCCAAGGUGGGCAGCGGGGCCAUCCAGGUGCUCACUGCCUUCCCCCGAGAGGUCCGGCGCCUGCCCGAGCCCGCCAAGUCGUGCCGCCAGCGGCAGCUGGAAGCCAGGAAGGCAGCAGCCGAGAAGAAGAAGGCCCAGAAGGAGAAGCUGAGCACUCCCGAGAAGAUCAAGCAGGAGGUCCUAGAGCUGGCCGGUGUCCCUGCUGACGCAGGCCUCUCUCUGAAGGGUGGGCUGUCCCAGCAAGCCCUGAAGCCCUCCCUCAAGGGGGAGCCCCAGAGCCACUUCAACUCCUUCAAGUACAGCGGCAACGCCGUGGUGGAGAGUUACUCGGUGCUAGGCAACUGCCGGCCCUCCGACCCAUACAGCAUGAAUAGCGUGUACUCCUACCACUCCUACUACGCGCAGCCCGGCCUGCCCUCGGUCAACGGGUUCCACUCCAAGUACGCGCUCCCAUCGUCCUUCGGCUUCUAUGGCUUCCCGGCCAGUAACCCCGUCUUCCCCUCUCGAUUCCUAGGCCCUGGCGCCUGGGGGCACAGCGGCAGCAGCGGCAGUUUUGAGAAGAAGCCAGACCUCCAUGCUCUGCACAACAGCCUGAGUCCGGCCUACGGCGGUGCCGAAUUUGCCGAGCUGCCCGGCCAGGCUGUUGCCACCGACACCCACCACCCCACCCCUCACCACCAGCAGCCUGCUUACCCAGGCCCCAAGGAGUAUCUGCUUCCCAAGGUCCCCCAGCUCCACCCAGCCGCCGGCGACCCCUCGCCUUUUGCCCAGGGCACCAGCUGCUACACCAGAGCCAUCAAGCAGGAGCCAGUGGACCCGCUGGCCCAGGCCGAGCCCUCUGUGCCCAGAGACCCCAGCACGAUGAGCAAGACCCCUUUGCCCGAGGCGUCUCAGAACGGGGGGCCCAGUCACCUCUGGGGACAGUAUGCAGGGGGGCCAGGCAUGUCUCUCAAGAGGACUACCAGUCUGGGGAGCGGCUGGGGGGUGCUCCCUCCUGGAGACAGCCCGGCCAUCCUCUCCGACAAGCUUGGCUCUUUCGGGGCCCGCUGCCUGACCCCCUCGCCCUUCCCAGAGGGCCAGUGGGGGCUGUUUCCUGGUGAUGGGCAGCAAUCUGUCCCCCAGUCCGGAGGACGGCUGCGAAGCAAACCAUGGAGCCCUUGCCAGUUUGGGGACAGUGCCUCGGCCCUGAGUGGGCCCAGCGUGACGGAGAAGCCAUGGGGCAUGGGCGCAGGGGAUUUCCACUCUCCCCUGAAAGGCGGCCCUGGGUUCCCGGAGAAGCUGUGGAGCCCCGGGAAGGGGGAGGAGGGACGGAUCCCAACCCCGGGCACUGGGCAGCUGGACAAAGCCUGGCCACCCUUCAGCGUGUCCCUGGGCCCCAACGAGAAGCUCUUUGGGGCCUUGAAGCCAGAGGAGAAGCUGUGGGACCCCUUCAGCCUGGAGGAAGGCCUGCCGGAGGAGCCCCCCAGCAAGGGGGCCGUGAAGGAGGAGAAGGGCAGUGCUGAGGAGGAGGAGGAGGAGCUGUGGUCGGACAGCGAGCACAACUUCCUGGACGAGAACAUCGGGGGCGUGGCCGUGGCCCCCGCCCACGGCUCCAUCCUCAUCGAGUGUGCCCGCCGGGAGCUGCACGCCACCACGCCCCUCAAGAAGCCCAACCGCUGCCACCCCACCCGCAUCUCGCUGGUCUUCUACCAGCACAAGAACCUCAACCAGCCCAACCACGGGCUGGCGCUCUGGGAGGCCAAGGUGAAGCAGCUGGCCGAGCGUGCCCGGGCCCGGCAGGAGGAGGCCGCCCGGCUGGGUCUGGGCCAGCAGGAGGCCAAGCUCUACGGGAAGAAGCGCAAGUGGGGGGGCGCCCUGGUCGCCGAGCCCCAGCAGAAGGAGAAGAAGGGGGUCGUCCCCACCCGGCAGGCCCUGGCUGUGCCCACAGACUCCCCAGUCACCGCGUCCUCCUACGCCUACACCAAGGUCACUGGGCCCUACAGCCGCUGGAUCUAGGCGCUGGGAGCCGGCGUACCUCAGCGUCGGGCCCAGCCCGGCUGCCUCUGGUGCUUUCUCCCCCUCACCUGGGGGGCGGGUUGGGGGUGCAGAAGUUUUUCUAUCGACAUCGGCAUAUAUAGAAGCUUAUCUAUGUAUGUGUGGUCCAGACCUCAGAGCUGACCCGCCUCCCCCUCCCAGCACUUUGAAGAAGAAACUACCGCUGUCUGUCGGGUGUUGUGCUUCUCUGUUCUUGCUUCCCCACCCCCUUCUCCAUGAUCUUAAUAUUUAUAUUCCACCAUGGGGGUGGUUGGUUUUUCAUUUGGUUUGUUUUUUUCGCCACCACCCCCUUAUUUGGGGGGAGGCGGCGAGGCGGAAGGGGUGCUUUUCAUUUUUCUCCUUGUUUUUAAAAUCCUAUCCUUGUAUAUCACCUUAAUGCAAAGAGAGUUUAUAGUGUCCUUUCACAAAGGACUAGUUUUAAAAGUCCAUUCAAAAUGUGUAUUUAUUGGGGUUUGUUUUGUUUAAGGCGACAAUAGUAAUAGUGAAUGGGCAGCAGGAAAGGUUUGGCGGUGCCUGUGGCUGGGCCGGUGCCAGGCCCGGGUAGGAGUCCCAAGGGUCCCUGGGUCAUCUGUCCCUCUUGUGCUAAGUGCAGGUUGCAGCCACCGGGUCCAUCCCUCAGGACAGCCUCUGCCCUAUCCUGGAGGCUCGGAGUUGGGGAGAGAGCGGGGUGCAUCCCCCGGCAGGCACUGAGAUGCUGGCACAGAUGUCCCUAGAUCACCAGGUUGGAAGCAGACCGCCACAAGCUUGCUAGUCUCCACACUGAAACCUCUUGUCUGUCACCCGUCAAGUCACGGGGUGUCACGAUUCCCUGGGCAGCACCUUACAACGGAGCUGGAGUCCAGACAGCUCUCCGGAGCCCGUUCUGCCAAGUCGACAAGCCAGUUAACCCUGGGCUGAAGGAAUUGGUCUUAGUGGCAGGGGGUUUUAUUGUUUUGUUUAUUUAAUGCCCCCGCAUGCCCCACCCCCCUCCAAAAGUCUAUGCUGAUACCGGAAAAAGGGCUACUGUAUCUUUAAAAGCAAGAAGUCUGAACCCAAGCUGUGAAAAGCCAGCGGUUGCUCAGCUGUGCAGAGCCUGGUGCUGUAACCUUGUGCUGGGACUUGACCCCUGCAGGUGAUACCCUGCUGGGUGGGGCUCAGCACGCCAGGGUGAGGGCAGUUACCGCAUCCUACCCUGUCCCUGGAAUCCCACGUUGGAUCAUGGUGCAUGCCUUGUGCCUGAGCCGGGCCCCCACCCCCCAUGCUCUCUCUAGGUGGGGGUGGGGCAGGGUGGAGGAUUACCCUCUAGCAGUCUUUAUGGUGCAAGAGUCAAACCUUUUUCAGCAGGUUGCUUUGGUUUUACUCCGUGAUUGGUGCCAUGUCGGUUUUGAUCAUCUCGUCCCCGUCCCCCCAAGAUUCUGUGCAUUCAUUGAGUUUCCUUGGCAGGAGGACGCGGUACAGUCAUGUGUUGUGACGUGUCCAGAGAAGUGGGGCCUGAUGGGUGGAAACCGCCUCACUCGCGAGUCGGCCUGCUGGGGGGGGAUGAGUUUCCUGUGCGGGGAGCAGAGUCCUGCCAAGCUCCCUGCCCAACCUGCAGACCUGCGCGGUGAACAGGGGGAGAUCUCACCCGCCCCCCCAUGUGUACAUCAGGACCCCUGUCCCCCCGCAGGGGGAGAGUUGGCCACAAAGAAAUGAAAACCCAGCCCCGCGAUCAGCCUCGUGUUUAUCGAGCCGUUUCGUUCCCGACGACGAGCCUAACAAUCGGAUGACGAUGCUGGAGGCACGUUCCUGCGCCCCCAGGUGCCUUGUGUAAGAGCCGAGAGCCGGCCCCACGGGCCGGCGUUCUCUGUGACCCGUCCUGAGGUGCUGGCGGGGAAUUGCUGUCCAAUGCCCGGAGCAUUUAUGUGGUCUGGUUUUAACUGUAAAUAGUGAAAAGAUUUUUUUAAGCACUUUUGCCUAGAUUUAAACAGCAACUUGAAAAAAAAAAAAGGAAAAGUUAAAAAAAAAGUAUGUUUUCACAUGUAAUUGUGGGAGACUUGUACAUAGUAGCUGAAUAUUUAAACGUGCUUUGUCUAUCCUUCCCUUUUCCCAUAUUCUGUAAAGUCGCAUUUAUUUUACAGGACAAAAAGAAAGAAAGAAAUAUUAUUGCUUUUGAAAUAAAUACCCAAGAGCUUAUCAGGAUUUAGGAUUAUCCAGAACUACUCAGAUUUCUCGGAAAACCUCUGACCUUCCGAUGGACGAGCUUAAAGCAGGCCGUGUUUUUAAUGAGCAUGCUGAGUUUUCUAGCCUCGAGGGAACGCUUGGCCCUCCAAAUGCUAUUUUGCUGAUCGCAUCAGUGCUUUUACGCAGGUCUCACGUUGACUCGUGCUUAGGUAGAUGCGGGGGUGCCUUGAAAACUUCCUUUUAAAUGAUCUUAAGCAAGAAAUACAAUAUUUUACAAAACCAUGUUUGAGAAUGUGUGGCCCGUGGACGCCCCAGGUUGACUGUUGGUUUGGAAGGGGCCCAAGUGGGCCCCGGGUGGCUCUGGUACUGUGGCACGAGUGAAUCUUCCCAAUGUGUGUUAAAAUAUACUUUCCCCCCUCUUUCUCGCCCUCCGGUAGCAAAGCCAUUCGAUGAAAGGAGAAACCAACACAGGCUGACCGUGUGUGACUUUAUGCCCCCACCCCGCUGCCCAGCACGGCCUUUGGCUCUUAGAUUUCUAGGGGAGGAAGCAGGAUGCUGAGGAGGGUCAGGAGGCCAUCCCACUGGACGCCCCAUCCCCCUCCGGACGGUGUGACGAGAGAGGUGGUGCUGUGGCCCUGCUUGUGCCCAUGCUGAUGUCUACACACUACACGUAUAACCUACCUCAAACCUCAGUCAUUAAAGGAGCAUGCUUUAGACGUACCUUGAAAAAGUAACUAUGCACACAGCUCCCUGUCCCUCCUGCCCCGCCCCGCGGCCCCCCCACCCCCACUCCCCUUGCUGCUGAAGGUAUCUUCCAAGAGAAAAAUCAAAUCUUUUUAAAUUUCUUACUGGCACGCUUUUGGUUUUUUCCCCCAAGUCCCGAAAGACGAUUAAACCGACAUCUCGAUCGUGAGACGAAAAAUAAAGCCAUUGCAGCUAAAGAACCGAACGGCACAACCACGUUUUAGCCGUGGUUCUGUGGGAGCCAGGACAGGGAUG